Ustilaginoidea virens is the source of this 513-nucleotide messenger RNA. RefSeq lists its product as uncharacterized. The record is from RefSeq and is a predicted model, not a curated record. Gene Ontology annotation, molecular function: calcium ion binding. The transcript has 5 exons. Bases 1 to 513 code for a protein of 170 amino acids. Gene Ontology annotation, cellular component: cytoplasm. Lineage: Eukaryota; Fungi; Ascomycota; Sordariomycetes; Hypocreales; Clavicipitaceae.
AUGCUUAUUUUCAAGGAUAUCCUCACCGAUGACGAGAUCAUCUCCGACUCCUACGACCUGAAGGAGGUCGACGGCAUCGUCUACGAAGCAGACUGUGCCAUGAUCACCGAGGAGGCCGUCAAUGUCGACACCGGUGCCAACGCUUCCGCCGAAGAGGCUGGCGAGUCUCUCGAGGACACCGCCAUCAAGGUCAACAACAUUGUCCACUCCUUCCGUCUCCAGUCCACCUCAUUCGACAAGAAGGGUUAUCUCACCUACCUGAAAGGUUAUAUGAAGGCUGUUAAAGCUGCCCUCCAGGAGCAAGGUGCCCCUGCGGAAACCAUCACCGCCUUCGAGAAGGGUGCUCAGACCUAUGUCAAAGAAAAGCUCCUGCCCAAUUUCAAGGACUUGGAGUUCUAUACUGGCGAAUCCAUGAAUCCCGAUGGCAUCGUCGUUCUCCUCAACUACCGCGAGGAUGGUACUACUCCCUACGUCAUUGUUUGGAAGCACGGCCUCAAGGAAAUGAAGGUUUGA